AUGGAUCUACCGUGUGUGCUGUGCUGCAGCAAGGACGAUGAUGAGCUGGUCUUUGGCGAAGUGCACAAGGAGGAACAGUUGGUUGUGCACCGCAACUGUUUGUACCUUAGCUCAAAUCUUGUAAAGAAUGGAAACGAGCACACCGGCAUUUUGAGCUUCCUCAAGGAGGACAUUUUGAUGGAGGUGAGGCGCUGCCAUCUGCUCAGGUGCUUCUACUGCCAACGCCUGGGUGCCAACAUUGGAUGCUGCCGCAAGAGGUGCCGGCGCACUUUCCACACCAAGUGCGGCUAUGGCAACCUGGCGGUUAGCCAGUUUAGCGGCCGCUUUAACUCAUAUUGUCACAAGCACAUACCCGAGUACCGCAUCCAGCUGGGCACCGCGGGACAUUGCGUGAUCUGCUUUGAGUCGUGCCUUCAGAAGUACGCCAAUUCGGCGGGCUACUCCUUCAAGUGUCCGCUGUGCAACGACAAGGAGAAGUUUGCCAAAGUGGCGCUCUUUGGGAUCUCGAUACAAAACCGUGACGCCUCCUGGGAGCUGGAGCCUAAUGCCUUUGCGGAUCUAAUGCAGCGAGCGGAGUACUGCAUCUUGCCCGAUUGCCGCAUACGGCCUUCAGCUACUAGCGCUGCUGACCUGCUCUACUGCAUUCUGUGCGCCUCCAAUCCGAUGCACACGCACUGCACCUUCGAAACGGCAUCAACGUACCGCUGUGACGAUUGCAUUGUUAUAAAGCGUUGCCUCGGGCUCUGA
Drosophila kikkawai is the source of this 747-nucleotide messenger RNA. Its product is annotated as PHD finger protein 7-like. Gene Ontology annotation, cellular component: nucleus. The record is from RefSeq and is a predicted model, not a curated record. Lineage: Eukaryota; Metazoa; Arthropoda; Insecta; Diptera; Drosophilidae.